UUUUGUUUUUUUUUUCGAAAAAUUUCCAUCCAAUACUCAACAGAAGUUGUACGGAAUCUUGCUACUUCUCCAAGUGUUUCGAACAGUUUUUCCUUCGCGGCGAUACGACAGACAGAGCUCGUACAAAUUUGAGACUGGCUCCUAUCGAUUAUCAGCACGGUGAUAAGGUAAACUCUAAUUGGCUACCGGCAACCGGGAGAUACGAUCGUGGAAACAGAAGCACUUUCGAUUGCAUCUGUGAGCCGCGAGGAUUUACUUAGCUCUGUGCCGUUGAUCGAUAAAUCAUAUCGCAUGACGGUAACCAAGAUUUUAACAAAUGAGAAUAACAGAAACGGUCGAAAUCGUUAUCUACCGCUACAUUGCCAGUGUUCAUUCAGAGAGAUAAAAUAAGAUAGGCGGAGGAGAUCGAUAUAAUAAAGGAUCUUUCGAAUCGAAAAUCGAGGAGGAGAGAGAAAGAGAGAGAAAGAGAGAAAGAGAGAGGGUGGAAGGAAGGAUCUUUAUUCGAUGUGUUCUAGGAUGUGAAUUGAGAAUCGUUUUUUAAAGAAAAAACAGAAAAACUGUCAAAGAUUUUUUCAUUCUGGAAUUCUGAAAAUCAAGGAUCGAAGACAUACACAUACAACAUGGAGAAAAAUGAAAAAGAGGAACAAGGCAAUCCUAUGAAAGAGUUCAAUAGCAGAACGAAAAUAGCCACCAUUGAAAUUGAAGGAUACAACGAGAAGGAUGAAUUAUACAAUCCCUUCGAAAAUCGUGACAAGAAAAAUUCCAAUUCAGAUUUUGGUGCUCUGGCUCAUCUAUUAAAAUCAUCCCUCGGUACCGGAAUCCUCGCCAUGCCGAAUGCGAUCAAAAAUGGCGGGGUGAUAUUCGGCGGAAUAGGGACGAUAAUAAUCGGUUUAAUAUGCGCGCAUUGUGUCCACAUAUUGGUUCGCUCGUCCCAUAUUCUGUGCAAACGUACGAAAACACCUCAGAUGACGUAUGCCGAGACAGCGGAAGCUGCGUUCCUUUGCGGUCCAAAAACCGUCAGGCCUUUCGCUAAUUUCAGUCGAAUGUUCGUAAAUGCUGCAUUGUGCGCGACAUACAUAGGCGGUGCUUGCGUAUACGUGGUUUUCGUAUCGACCUCGAUUAAACAGCUGGUGGACUUCCACACCGGUAUGGCCAUACCGAUACGAUUGUACAUACUCACACUGAUACCCGCGGUGUUAUUGCUGGGGCAAGUGCGAAAUUUGAAGUUCAUGGUGCCGUUCUCUAUCGUGGCCAACCUUUCCAUGAUGACCGGUUUCGCGUUGACUCUGUAUUAUAUCUUCAACGACAUCAAAAUACCAUCGCAUGUGAAGCCAAUCGCCUCGAUCGAACAAUUGCCUUCGUUCUUCGCUACCGUACUAUUUGCCAUCGAGGGUAUCGGUGUUGUGAUGCCUGUCGAAAAUAGUAUGAAGAAUCCUCACCACUUCCUUGGUUGUCCAAGUGUUCUUAAUAUAACAAUGACUAUAGUGGUAUCUUUGUACACUGUAUUAGGCGUGUUCGGAUAUUUGAAGUACAUGGAAGAUAUCAAGGGGAGUAUCACGCUAAAUAUACCAACAGAGGAUAUAUUGGGACAAGUGGUAAAAUUGCUCAUAGCAUUGGCAGUUUUGUUCACAUACGGAUUACAACUUUUCGUCCCGAUGGAUAUCAUGUGGAGAGCUGUGAAAGAGAAAUGUAGUCACAAGUAUCAAGGCCUGUGCCACACAGUAAUGAGAAUAUGCAUAAGUAUAUUUACAAUUUGUGUGGCAUUACUUGUUCCUGAACUCGAGCCAUUCAUCUCUUUGGUCGGUUCGAUAUUUUUCUCGAUACUCGGCAUCACGAUUCCAGCCAUCGUUGAAACAAUUUCUUGUUGGGACGGCCAUCUUGGCAGAGGCAAAUGGAGAUUUUGGAAAAACAGUACGCUUGUGAUAUUCUCUCUGUUGGCGUUAAUAUUCGGUUCCUGGAUCUCUAUUUCAGAUAUAAUCAAAUUAUAUAAAUAAGUUUAUUUAUAAUGUAUUCGCGUACGUGGAAAAAAA
Molecule: messenger RNA, 2030 nt
Organism: Apis dorsata (giant honeybee)
Lineage: Eukaryota; Metazoa; Arthropoda; Insecta; Hymenoptera; Apidae
Product: proton-coupled amino acid transporter-like protein pathetic
Exons: 8
Coding region: 621-1994 (457 amino acids)
Biological process (GO): amino acid transmembrane transport
Cellular component (GO): vacuolar membrane
Molecular function (GO): amino acid transmembrane transporter activity
Source: RefSeq, a predicted model, not a curated record